This is a messenger RNA of Fopius arisanus, 2015 nucleotides long. RefSeq lists its product as uncharacterized. The transcript is spliced from 2 exons. The coding region runs from base 177 to 536 and encodes 119 amino acids. NCBI's taxonomy places the organism in Eukaryota, Metazoa, Arthropoda, Insecta, Hymenoptera, Braconidae. The record is from RefSeq and is a predicted model, not a curated record.
AAAUUACCCAGUCAUUUGUUUGCUCUGACAUUUUCCAACUUGGAAUAGCUCGCCAUCCAAAUGGAGGGUUGAAUGAACCCCCCCGCGAUUACCAAAACAUCCUGCAAUCAUUACAAAAAAAAAAGUAAAAAUUGAUAACAUCCAUCAUAUGUCCCAUUAAAUCGUCCCCUCGAAAAAUGUACAACGAUUUAUUACCACCGAGGGUCCACGAGUUUCUCGAUAAUUUCGAGUCAAGUCUUUGCCUACCGAUUCUCAUUAUCCUGGUGCUUUGUACAUUCCAUUUUAUCAUCAAUCACGUUUUCGACAUCGGAUGCUCAAUCGCAUCAGCAAUGGAGGGUGGCAGAGUUGAGAUGGACUUGGAUCUGGACGAGAGCCCAUGUCAACCAUUAGCAACUAAGAUUAAAGGGAUGUUCUACAAUGCCGCAUGUACUAUGAUACCCGGUGAAUCAGUGAAUGCACAAACAUCUACUCCACUGUUUUCCCCACUUCCAAACGGUCGUAGAAGCAAUGCGAAACGAGGAGAGACGCGAACCUGAUGGAAUCAAAUAAAUCUCACGACAAACUUGUCGACUUGGGAUAAAUCACUGAAAACUAUUUUCUUAAACAAGGAAACGUGUAUUUUUCAUUAUAUUCUUUUUAUACUCUUUAUCACUUUAUCUUUUCUCCCCAUUUCAAAAACUCUGCAGCUCUUUUCAAUCGAUAUAGAUACAAUUUAAGGUUUUUAUCAUCUCGGUUUUGUUCUUUUUUUUGGCUUCUCAUUCAUUUGGAUUAUUAUUUCAACUAAUUCAGAUUUCUCUACGAUUACAUGGUUGACGUCGUUACAUAAUUGAUCUAGGUAACAAGAUAUAUCAUUAUUGUUUCGCUUAAUGCAGAUCUUGUGGUAUUAAUUCUCAUUAUCCACGUGACACAUUUUUUUAUAGUUUACACUUGGUAUAAUUGUCUCAGUGUUUCGUUAUCUCACUUUUAUUUCACUUACAUCACUGAUUCAACUCUACAAUUAGCGUUUUCUCAUAAUUCCGGUUGUGGUGUUUUUUUUUUCUUUGUUUGGAAUAAGUCAGCAGUUGCUGUUAUAAAUUAGAGAUAGUUGUGUCGAGGGGCAGUAAGGGGUGCAACUGGAGAAUGAGAAGGGAAUGGGGAGGAUUAAUUCAUUAAUUAGAGUAUAGUGAUGGGAUGAGAGGGAUGAGAGGGGCCUGUGCCAAAAAGUUUUCAAUCGGAUUUAGCUCGACUCGUGAUGAAAUGUUCGACGAAAAUUUUAAAAUUCAAUUACUGUUUAAACGUGGGAAAUGAUGAUAACGUAAUAAACGUUUACGUCUCGUUCCAUAUGCCCUGUUUCCCCUCUAUUCAGUAAGGAAAUAAAUGUGGAGGGGAAAUGCCGUUAUUAAUGGGGGGUUAAUGGAUAAGAUGAUAAUCUGUUGGUUUUUUUUUGUUUUUAGUGGAUGUGAAUUAAGGGGAAUUAUUUUAAAUUGUGAAUAAUUCGGAAGUGGAUUUUCAAGCCGGAAAAUGGCGGAUUCAAUAUGCAGUAGCAAUAACUAUGCCAUUAAAUUCCCGGUGUUUAUGGGGAUAUGUAACGGCGGGUGAACUGAAUUUUUCAGGGUAAUGAUUUUUUCGGUGCUCUGGGUGGAUUUUCGAGUGUCGCAGGUUGAUUUAAUGUUUUGGAAUGGAACGAUUUUUAGAAUUUGAAUGGUGAAAAGCUUCUACCCUUUCCUCAUGUUUUAUGAAUUCAGUGAAUGACGUAUUUUUACAUUGGAAUUUACAUUUCGGAUUUUUCAGUUUUCACUGGGUCUGUACAAAAAAAAAUGAAUGAAAAAUCGUUAUCUUCUUAUUCUAUCCUGUAAUUAGGACAACAUUUCAAUCCAACACUCGGAAAUAAUUUUUCCCUCGCAGAUAAAAGGAUUGAUAUGACUGAAAUUUUUUAUGAAUGCAAAAACGUUUCGCUUUUUUUUAGUAAUUUUUUAGCUCAGGAAUUACCGCAUGUUCAGGGGAAAGUAUUUUGAAUUUUUCAAUGAAUGAACAAA